This is a messenger RNA of Fusarium mangiferae, 924 nucleotides long. RefSeq lists its product as uncharacterized. Bases 1 to 924 code for a protein of 307 amino acids. The record is from RefSeq and is a predicted model, not a curated record. Gene Ontology annotation, cellular component: mitochondrion. The transcript has 2 exons. NCBI's taxonomy places the organism in Eukaryota, Fungi, Ascomycota, Sordariomycetes, Hypocreales, Nectriaceae.
AUGUUUUCCUCGGCAAAAGCGAUACGCCCGGCCGCUCUGCGCCAGAGCGUUCUCGGAGCGGCGAGGGUCCAAUGUCGAUACAACUCGAUGCCCUCAAAGGGAAAGAUCCUGCGAGAGAUGCAGAAGGCGGCUUACAAGGAUACCAAGAAGACGGAUACUCAAUCGAUGUCGGCGAUCCAGAAGAAGGCCAACGAUGAGUACUUCAAGGGUGGUGGUGGCCCUCUAUUUCCUGGCACAUUUGUCUCUCUCCCAUUCUCACGAUACCCCUCCGGCGUCAACAACCUAUUCAACUACUCAUGGUACCGACUCCGACAAUUUGGAUUCGAAUACUUCUCUCUCCUCCAAAUGAAGCUCAAGUCUAUGCCCGACUGGACAACAAGGCCCAAGUGGAAGAUCGCCCGAAGCAAGAUUGCGCCUACAGCGAAGAACAUGUACAUAGAGAUGCUCGGGGCUUUUGCUGCCGGUGACAAGGCUGCUGUCAACGAGUUAUGUCUGGGCCAGUUCGGAAAGAAGCUCAUGGCCGCUAUCGAUCGUCGAAACCCCGCUGAGCGUGUCACAUUUGAGUUGGUUAAGCUCAAUUCGACAUGGGCGUACCCUCGUGUGAUGGCACACCAGGUCCACAACGUGAAUCCUCACGACAAGGAGCACAGCACAGAGCAGGCCGUUGUUGCGAUUGCCUCCACACAAAAGGUCGCGAAAUACAAGAAGGCCACCGGCGAGCUCAUCCCCGGAAGCACAAAGGUGCAGGACAAGAUCGAAUACGUGGUGGUCUCACGACAAGUCAGCGAGAAGACAUUCCAAGCUGGUCAAUGGCGCAUAUGGGGAACUAUUUCUCCAACAACUCUAGAGGCAUUCCAGGAGGAGCAGGAUUGGAUCACCAGGGAGCAGGCCAAGCGAGCUGGAUGGGAAGGGCCUCUGAAAUAA